Messenger RNA from Phalacrocorax carbo (great cormorant), 3081 nucleotides. NCBI's taxonomy places the organism in Eukaryota, Metazoa, Chordata, Aves, Suliformes, Phalacrocoracidae. The record is from RefSeq and is a predicted model, not a curated record.
GAUGCAUGCACAGAGACAUCAGAGCCAUCCUCCCCUGAGCUGCAGGGCAAACCUGCUUGGGAAAGAAAUGAUCAUUCAACGAAGUCCUCUGGCUGCUUUCAGUGAUCCUUUCUCUGCACAUUUGCAGAGGAGAAACCUGGAGGCUAUCCCCAGUGUUCCUGAGACCUCCAAGAAGAUGAAAGCAACUGCAGAAAGAGAUAAAUGAGGCUGUUGCUCUUAUAAUCUGAUGGGGACAAAGACAAGGUGACUCACUGUUCAGAAGUAAACUUUGGAUGAGGUCUCUUGCCUGCCACUGUCAUGCCCUGCCACCCUGGGUAAUUCUAACAUGAAAACAAGGGCCAGCCAAGCCACAUGUGUCAAAAGAAGACAGACAUGGCCAUGGAGCAAGCUGAACAUAACCCAAAUGCUACUGUCAACCUCAACUUUGCUGCGAUCUACAGUCUCCACAAUGGGGAUUUAACCUCCUUGCGAAACUUCUCCUUCCCUUUCAAUUUCAGUUACAGUGAUUACGAUCUCCCACUGGACAGUGAAGAUGACAUGACCAAAACUCGCACCUUCUUUGCAGCAAAGAUUGUGAUUGGGGUGGCUCUGGUUGGCAUCAUGCUCAUCUGUGGCAUUGGCAACUUCAUCUUCAUUGCUGCUCUUGCCCGCUACAAGAAGCUGCGGAACCUCACCAACCUGCUGAUUGCCAACCUGGCCAUCUCAGACUUCAUUGUGGCCAUUGUAUGCUGCCCCUUCGAGAUGGACUACUAUGUGGUGCGGCAGCUGUCCUGGGAGCAUGGCCAUGUCCUCUGUGCCUCAGUCAACUACCUACGGACCGUUUCCCUCUAUGUUUCUACCAAUGCUCUUCUGGCUAUAGCUGUUGACAGGUAUCUGGCCAUUGUUCACCCACUGAAACCACGCAUGAAUUAUCAAACUGCAACCUUCCUAAUCGCCUUGGUCUGGAUUGUCUCCAUACUUGUAGCUAUCCCAUCUGCAUACUUUGCUACUGAAACAGUGUUAUUUAUAGUGAAAAACCAGGAGAAAAUUUUCUGUGGUCAAAUUUGGCCAGUUGACCAGCAGAUAUACUACAAAUCAUACUUCCUCUUCAUCUUUGGCAUUGAAUUCGUUGCACCUGUGAUUACGAUGACCUUGUGUUAUGCCAGGAUCUCUCAGGAGCUUUGGUUUAAAACCGUACCAGGAUUUCAGACAGAACAGAUCAGAAAGAGGCUUCGAUGUAGAAGAAAAACUGUUAUGGUACUGAUGUGCAUCCUGACUGCCUAUGUUCUCUGCUGGGCACCCUUCUAUGGCUUCACAAUUGUCCGUGACUUUUUCCCCACCAUCUUUGUGAAAGAGAAGCAUUAUCUUACUGCUUUUUACAUAGUUGAAUGCAUUGCUAUGAGUAACAGCAUGAUAAACACCAUGUGUUUUGUAACUGUGAAAAACAACACCAUGAAGUAUUUCAAGAAGAUCAUGUUGCUGAGAUGGAGAUCCACAUAUAAUGGAAGCAAAUCUAGCACAGAUUUAGACCUGAGAACAAAUGCAGUGCCAGUUACAGAGGAGGUAGACUGCAUAAAACUGAAAUAAGUUUUCUGCAGUUGUAAUUUCACAUAUUUUGGAGAGGGAGUAAAGAAGAAAUAAAGCUUAGAGGGGAACACUCACCAUUUGUGAGAGCCCUUGAAAAACAGCCAACUAUGCAUUUCCACAAGAACUCUUUUCACUGACUGCUGUAUAAUCCCGUAACUCAGACUAAUGCUGUGCUUCAGUUCACCCAUCUGUGAAUUUGGGAUUUAGACACUCAUUUCAGUUGUUUAAAAUUUAAGGGGAUCAAAAAAGUCUAUGAAUGCAUUAAAAUGUUUUACAAUUAUGCAAGAGUCGAUUGCUGAGCCUAGCAAUGAUGCCUUUGUUUCUUCUUAAGAGAAAUCUCUUAACCCCUUUGAACUUAUCAUUUGUAUGGAUGGCAAAAAAAGCCCAGUUUGCUUCAUGUCGUUCUUUAUCCUCUCAGUUUACCCCUCACAAUGAAGCUGCUUGAAGUCUACAGACCACCAGCUUUCUAUUGUCCAAUGUGCAGUAUGCUCUUAUGAAAGGCACAUUCUCUACAAAGCUAAAUACUGCUUCACAGUCUAGUGAAAACCUCCAGUCUCUUCCUGUGACACCUUGUUUAAGAAUAUUUUAUCAACAUUCCACUCUCUAGUUUUAUGUAGAGUGUUACUCUGUUUAUUAUGUAUUUGGAAAUGGCACAGAUACUUAUUGAAGGGACCUAUUCCCUUCUCUCAUCUCCAGGCACCCUAUGGCCAGCUUCUGCUGUCUUGAGUCACUGAGCUCUUCACAGAAUCGAUCACAAAAUCCUAGAGGUGCAAAACAUCUCCAGAUUGUCUAGCCCACCCCUCUGCUUGAGCAGGGUCAGCUAGAACAGCUUGCCUAGGAUUGUGUCCAGUUGGGUUUUGACUGACUCCAGGGAUGGAGACUCCACAGCCUCCCCGGACCACCUAUGCCAGUGUUCAACAGCCCUUGCAGUAAAAAAGUGUUUUAUUCCAUUUACAUGGAAUUUAAUGUGUUUCAACUUGUUUUUCAGUAAGACCCAUAUAAAAGAAUAGCAUGUUAUUGGGAAAAAAUUCACCCUGCUGAACCAGGCCUAGAUAUCUUAUCAAGUCUGCAUACACCUUCAAAACAAAGUACAUGUAGGGCCAAAAUAGCAUAGAGAUCUUGAGAUGGUCUGUCCUUCUACAAGCAAUGGAGACAGACUCUAGGCUUCAGCAAGCCAGUCACUGGUUGAGUAGCUCAUUGUCUUGUCAAACAUAAGGCAACAACUCAAUAUGAAUUCUGCAUUGCCUCUCCCAGUGCUGUUUUUACUAUUCUGAUUUUGUGCAACUCCAGGAUGGAUGUUUCUUAACCAAUAAUCGUGAUAAAGCAGGUGACAGUAGCAGUAAUACCUACUCAUUUAAAAUACACAUGAGAUACCAUGGACUUUUGUGUAUUGAAAUCAAGUCUUUUCUAUUGUGAUGACAAAUGCUUCCUGUUUUAAAGUAUAUGGUACUGUCUACUUUUGGAGUAAGUGGCUUUUGUAAAUAGUCUGUUUGUGAAUUUGAAGUGAGCAGCAAA